CCCGCCCCCAGGCGUUGACCUGGACCUGCUUGCGCACGCGCAGUCUCGCUCUCUGGCCUGCGCUGCGCGGGUGUGCGUUUUGCGCUCUUGGCGUGGACUUUGCUCGGGGCUCAUCUUUGCUGUGUGGACGCUGGUGUUUUCUCUCACUUGUCUCCCAGUGCCCCAACUCCCGAUCUACCCUUCUCCUUUUAUGCGUUCCCCACCCUGUGAUUUUCCUGUUUCCUUCCUGAGUCUCACCUUCUCAGGUUGUGCCUGUUUCCUGUGUCUCUCUCCUCCGUGUCUGUGCCAAUUUUCCCAACCUCUAUUUUCCGGUUCUGCCCGAGUCUCUCUGCUUGUCCAUCCUGCUGAUUUUUGGACCCCCUUUCUCCCGGUGCCUCAUUCCCUUAUAGCCUAAUCCCAUUCCCGCCUUUCUUUGCUUGCUGAGACGCCUCUAGUUUUUCUGUCUUUUCACCCUCUGUGUUCAUCUCUCAGGAUUUUCCCCAAUUCUCGGGCUCCUUGCUGUAAUUAUCGCCUUCUCUGUGUAUCCCUAUUGGACCAUCUCAGGGUUUUCCUCCCCAUCCAUCCAGUCUGUGUUGUUCCCCUUUCUCUCUUUCACCCUCUGAGAUCUUCUCCUCUUUCAAACCGUGGGAGCCCCGUCUUUGUGCCCCGCUCCUCAUUUUUCUGUCGCUCUGAUUGUGCUCUCUCGGCUAGUCGUCUGUCUCCCUGCAAGUUUCCAUUCCGUCAGUUUGCUCCUCCUUCUCUGUAUGGUUUCUUUUUUGUAGGGAUAGCGUUCCCUCCAACCCCAACUCCAUCCUUUCCCCCUUGAGAAUUUCAUUGCAGCCUUUUCUGGUUGCGUCCUCGCUUCUGCUCGGAUUGUUGGGUCCUGUUGUUUUGCAUUACAGGCUGGUCUUGGCACCUGUUUGUCACAGAUUUCUGGGUUACAGAGCCUGUGUGUCCAGCAUUCUGAACUGAAACAGGUGGCAGAAGUGACCUCUAGCUGGACUGCUGUGCAGGGAAGCAGUACUAGACCAAGCUGGAAAGAAACAGUGACCCAGAGGCAGGUGGACAGAGAAUUCAGGGACUGACGAGAAGCACGCUUGAGACCUAGAUUGAAAUUGGUUCCAGACUGACCUCUAGCAUCCAGGAUCCAGACACAGGACCAUGGGACCCCAGCAUUUGAGCCCUGUGCAACUGCUCUGCGUCCUGGGGGCCAUCUCCACUCUUCCUCGGGCUGGGGCUCUUUUGUGCUAUGAAGCAACAUCUUCACUCUUCAGAGCUGUUAAUUUCAAUCACUGGAAAUGGCUUCUGUUGAGGAGUGCAGUGUGUAAACUGGCCGAGGGCUGCGAGGAGACACUGGUGCUCAUCGAGACAGGGAACAGAAGGGGAGUUGUGGGCUUUAAAGGCUGCAGCCCAGCCUCAUCUUACCCCAAGCAAGUCUCCUACCUCGUUUCACCACCUGGAUUGUCCAUUGCCUCCUACAGCCGCGUCUGCCGGACGUAUCUCUGCAAUAACCUCACCAACUUGAAUCCUUUGUUGAAGCUCAAGGCCAAAGCUCCUAAGACUACAGCAUUUGCUUCCCAUAGUUGCCCAACUUGUGUGGGCGAGCACUCUCAGGAUUGCCUCCCAAAUUUUGUCACCACUGAUUCUUGCCCCUACAAUGCCCCUAAGUGUUACAGUUCCACCUUAAGCUUUCGGGCAGGGUUUCUCAAUACCACAUUCCUCCUCAUGGGCUGUGCUCGUGAACAUGCCAAACUUUUAGAAAAUUUUAACCAGAUUGGGAGCAUCAGUGUGAGUGAGGUCCUCAACAUUGUAGACAAGGCCCAGAUUGCUGGUGCAGAGCCCUCCAGUCGGGGUCCUGCCUGGGGCAUCCUCUUAGGCCUCCUGCUUGCUUUCAGGAAGUGACGAUCUAGCUGGACCGAGCAAACAUCCAGACCCCUUCACAUAACCAAAUAAAGUGAGAGUUGCCUUUC
Messenger RNA from Equus caballus (horse), 1949 nucleotides. RefSeq names its product LY6/PLAUR domain containing 4 (gene LYPD4). NCBI's taxonomy places the organism in Eukaryota, Metazoa, Chordata, Mammalia, Perissodactyla, Equidae. The record is from RefSeq and is a predicted model, not a curated record. Gene Ontology annotation, cellular component: plasma membrane; plasma membrane raft.